Amoebophrya sp. A120 is the source of this 982-nucleotide messenger RNA. The record is from the annotation of a GenBank genome assembly. Lineage: Eukaryota; Dinophyceae; Syndiniales; Amoebophryaceae.
UUGUCGGUGUUCUUGUGGGGCGCUUCGGAAACUUCGAAGAAACAAUUUCUGGGGAGGUUGGGUGUCGUUUUAUUCGUCUUUCCUAUGGAGCCUUGAUCAUCGCAUGCUCGUCUUUUCUGGAACAAAAGCACUUUGAUCUUUUUGCACCAGAUCCCCUUUCUUGGCUGUCCUGCAACCCCAGAUUCAUUUGCAAAGAGACAUCGAAGCAACACUCUCUGUAGCUCAUUCAGUGACAGAACCACCAGAAAACACCAGAGCGACAAAGAAUGGCAUUCGCAGGCGGGGUCAAGACCCUGAAAAACGCCCCGGUCCCGCAACCCUCCGGUCGGGUACGCGGGACGCAAUGGCGUCACGUCGCACAGGACCCGUUCACUCCGGAGGAAGAUAUGCCGGCACAGGUGAACGACAUGGGCACCAGGGUAGUCGACAUCUACCGCAACAUGCGACAGGAAACCGGGCAGCUGGGCGUGUUUCUGAAUCAGGCGAUCCGGUCCGACGAAGGAAUAAAGCGACUAAACAAGUCCGCAAGUGUGCCUUCGAUGCGGCGAGAUAUGGACUACACGACAGCGGUAGAAGUGAAUAUUUGGAUUUCUUUCUUUUAUGUGUUGUUCCUCUUUUUUGGCGUACCAUUGGUUGCACAGCGAAUAGGAGACUCUACGAAAAUCUGAAAUAGAAGAAAACAAUUCUACUUCCUCAGCCCCGAGUAGUCGAGCACAUGGACCGCAUUGCGGACCUGGAGGCUGAGCUGCGGGAGCUGCAGCCAGCGCGCGAAAAGUCCUCGGACAGGCUUGACUGCUUCAAGAAGGUUGCGCGGUUCAAGCGUGCGGGGCUCGUGGGCGAGCGGUCCGUACCGAACUUUGACAAGUGGAAGGAAGUUUACGGAACAAAUUCUCGGCAGACGGAGUGGCGCGACUUCGCUUGCAACCGGCACAAGGUGGUACGGUGGACCAGUCGGGACCCGUUGUCGCUGCGGGGAACGUGA